Messenger RNA from Penicillium waksmanii, 522 nucleotides. RefSeq lists its product as uncharacterized. The coding region runs from base 1 to 522 and encodes 173 amino acids. The record is from RefSeq and is a predicted model, not a curated record. The transcript has a single exon. NCBI's taxonomy places the organism in Eukaryota, Fungi, Ascomycota, Eurotiomycetes, Eurotiales, Aspergillaceae.
AUGCUACAGACUUUUGCCGACUGGGUUCGAUUUCUAGACCACAUCUACAAGUACAAGGAACGAAAGCCCAUGCAACCUGUCAUCUUUGAGACCUUUUCCAAUGUUCGCGACCUCCAUUAUCUAAUCAAGGAAUUUUUCAUUUUUUGGACCUGGAUGACCAGCAAGCGGUCAUUCAUUGUCUACAUCGCAGGAUUCAUCGGAUAUGCCGAUUCAGAGGCACCUAUGCGCAUCAAACUGGAAUCGCAGCCAACAAGCCGUUUGAAUAGCUCCAGCGACCAAGAUCAAGACGACAUCGAUGAGCCAGAAUACGUCACGAGAAUGCGCAGCCUGCAAAUCAAGACCGACGAAACCGAUGGCACUGGUGGUUUCACAGAUUUGCUCCGAUCGCACAAUCAAGGACCCCUCGCCACGAGAAAGGCCUCCGAAGAAAUAGCCGAGGCUCGAAUCAAUUCGGCUUUUGUAUUCCUUUUGGUAACUUUGUGUCUCGCGCUGCCAACGGAGCUUAAAUGGGACCAAAUAUAA